GUCGUUCACAUACUGAGUAAGUGAUAAGGAGGAGUGUGAGCGAGUUAAUUAUGCUCGUGCAUAGGACAGCACCAGCGACCAGCCACACAAAGCAGUCUGAAUGUUACAACUCUAUCACGCCAUGCAUUUGCAAGCAUCACGCAUGGCCUUUAUCGAUGGCGCCCUGGGCGCCGGCCGCAGUGCACGCGUUGGGUGCGCGACGGCUCAGGAGCUCCAGUUUCCCCCCGCUCGCAACGCCGAGCUCGGCUGCCGAGACUGCCAACGGCUCAAGCCCUUCGUCGAUAGUCGCCUCGCUACGUGAGCUUGUGAAGUCAUCGCCUCCGCCGUCCAGCAGCUUCCCAGCUGGCAGCGGUGGCAGCAGCCCUAGCAGCAACAGCAGUGACGGCCGCGGCGGCCGUCAGGAGCUUGACGCCAGGGCCGACCAGCUUCUGUCCAGCUUCCGUGCCGCCACGUGCGAUGGAUCCAAAGGCACGGGCGACGGCCGCCACGUGGCGGGCGCCAUAUGGGCCGCCGGCAAGCUGGCGACCCCGUGCUGCCUGCGCCACGGCCGGGCGCUGCUGCAGGGCCUCACAGGCUCGGUCGGCGGCGGCGGCGGCGGCGGCAGUGCCGCUGCAGCUCAUCAUGGUCGGGGCGGCACCGGCGGGGAUGUCAGUGCCGGCCUGGCCCAGCUAUCCAACCAGUCAGUCAGCACGGCACUGUACGCGGCCGCGCUGCUGAGCCGGCAGCUGCCGGGCGGCGGCAGAGGAGCAGGAGGCGGCGGCAGCGCAAGUAGUGAUAAGGGGAACAGCGGUAGCGGAGCGCCGAGGCGAAGUCAGGCGGAUAAUGAGGGGCAACAGGAGGGACGGGGCGCGCGGGAGGAGGACCUGCUAGCGGGGCUUCGGGCCCCGGCUGAGGCGCUCGCGGCCGCCUGUUUGCCGCGCCUGGACUCUCUCAACGCGCAAGAUGUGGCCAACACCUGGUGGGCGCUGGCGACGCUGUCAGUGAACCUUCCCCCGCCGACAACCGGCGGCGGCUCCGCCCUGCGACUGCCCCCAGGGCUGCUGUCGGGUCUCGGCGCAGCCGCUGCCGCCCUCAUUGCUGAGGAGGCUGCCGGCGGCGGCAGCAGCGGCAGCAGCAGCGGCAGCUGGCCCGGCAGCAGCAACAGGAACGGCGGUAGCAAGGGCAAGAGUAAAGGCGCCGGCAGGGGCGGGGGAAGGGGCGGCGGCGGUGGCAGCGGUGGCGUGUCCAUGGUGGGGCUGGCGAACCUGCUGUGGGGCUGCGCGAAGCUGGGCUUCCGACACGAGCCGCUGCUGCUCGCGGCGGUGCGGUCGCUGCAGCCGCGGCUACAGGAGCUCGCAGCCGCCGAGCCCCGGGCCCUCGCCACCUGUCUGUGGGCCCUGGCAACAUUGGACGGCUUACCAGCCGAGCUAGAAGAUCCCGAGGUAGCCAGCACUAACGGCAGGGGCGCCGGCAGCGGCGGGGAUGGAGGGGCUAAGGGCCAGCAGCAGCUGGCUGCGGGCCGGGCUCGGCGGCUGAGGCGGAAGCGGCGGCAGGGCCAGGGCGCAGGCGAGGCGGGGGCAGGGGCAGGGGCGGGGGCGGGGGCGGGGUCGGACGAGGUGCGAGGGUUGCUGGCGGCGGCGGCGCGUGUGCUGGCGCUGCGUGUCGAGCGCUUUGAUGACCAGUCUCUGUCCAACCUGCUGUGGGCUUACGGCAGCACGCGCGUGCCGGCCUCCCGGCUGCUGACACGGGCCGCAGAGGAGGUGCGCCGCAGGGCUGGAUCCAUGGACCUGCAGAGCCUGGUCACGUGCGUGUGGGCGUACGGCCGUGCGGAGCACACGCACGUGCCCAUGCUGGCCGCGGUGGCGGCCGCGCUGGCUGCGCCCGCGGCAGCGGCGGCGGAGCGGCGCGGCCGCGGCGCGGGCGCAGGUGUGGGUGCAGGUGCAGGUGUGCAGGAUGCUAAGCACCAGCAGCAACAGCAGCAGGAGCAGCAGCAGGAGCGGGGCGGCUUCGUGACGGCACUGGAGGAGCGGCUUGCGAACUGCAGGGGCCGCCGCCCUCAGGCCGUGUCCAAUCUUGCGUGGACCUACGCGGCGCUGGGUGUGCGGCAUGACGGCCUGGUGGACGCACUGCUGGCCGCAGCCACCGGAGCCGCAGCCUCCGGAGCCGCAGCCACCGGAGCCGCAGCCUCCGGAGCCGCAGCCUCCGGAGCCGCAGCCGCCAGCAACAUGAAUGCGGGCGGCAUCAGCAGCACCGGCACCAGCACCAGCGCCAGCACCAGCACCAGCACCAGCACCAGCACCAGUCGCAACGGUACUGGCAGUGACAGUGGCAGCGAAAGCACUGUCAGGGCUACUGGCAGCGGCACCGCGGGACGGCAUGCCUCGCAAGCCGGCGGCGCGCCCGCCGCAGCUGGCGGCGGCGGCGGGCUCGCCGGCGCCAUGAGCGGCCGAGAGCUGUCCAUGGUCUUGUACUCGGCGGCGCGGCUGCGGCCGGAGCUGGCGGCGGUGUGGCCGCUGGCGCUGCAGGCUCUCUUGGAUGAGGUUGACCGGCGUGUGGCGCCGCCGCUUGCGUAUGCUGGUGGCCCCGCCGGAGCGCCGGCUCUACAGCCUGCACCACCACCGCUGCUCUCUGGGCGGGACCUCGCCAUAAUCGCCUGGGCGCUGGCGGUGCUGGCCCCGGGCAGUGACACGCUGCGGCGGGUGUUGCUGGCGGCGGCGCGGCGGCACCAGGCCCAGCCGCUGCCGGCAGCUCUUGUGGCACACCGCUCCGGCAGUGUUGGGCCUGAGCAGGAGGAAGCUGCGGAACUGGGCAGGGAGGAGGAGGAGGAGGAGGAAGAGGAGGAGGAGGGGGGCGUGCCGCGGGGUCAGGUGCCGCGGGGCGUGCCGUACCACCUGUACGGCCUGUCACAGCUGUACCUGGCGAACUACGCCUGGUCCAUGGCGGCGGCGGUGGCCGCCGACCACCACCACCACCAGCAGCAGCAGCAGCAGCAGCAGCAGCAGCAGCAGCAGCAGCAGCAGCAGCAGCAGCAGCAGGAAAAGGGCGCAUCUGCAGGCGUGCAGGCGGAAACACUGCAAGCGGCGGAGGUGAACGGCACAUGGCUCAAGCUGCAGGGGGCACGUGCCGGCGCCAGCGGCGCGUGCAGCUCGCAGGUGGUGGCAUUGGUGCAGCAGGCGGCAGAAGCCAUGCGGCAGGCGGAGGCAGCCGCCGCCGGCUCGGUCCCCAGCAAUACAGCAGGCAGUGGCGUCGUGGAGGGCGGCUCGGCGGCUGUGGUGGCCUUCGGGCCGCUGGCAGAGGCUGAGGCUGGCGGCGGCGCGGCGCUGUUUGUGGCGGCGCGCAAUGCCUGGCACAUCAACACGGUAUCGUUUGAGCGGUCGGGGACGCAGGACGCCGUGGCCGAGUGCCUGGGCUCGCAGGUCGUGGGGGCGGCUGCAGGCGCAACGUCAGCUGCGUCGGGGUGCUCCGCACCCAGCGCCGGCGCGGCGGCGGCGGUGGUGGCGGCGGCGGGGUUGGAGGUGCAGGCGGUGGCGACCGAGGUGCUCUCGCCGGACCGCAUGAGCCGAGUGGACGUGGCGGUGCAGUGCGGCGGGGGCUGGCUGGUGCUGCUGCACGUGGACGGCCCCACACACUUCGCACUCGACGUAGGACAUGACGUCGAUGUCCACGACACAAGUACGGCAGAAACAUCAGCAGCAGCAGUAGCAGGCACUGGCGCUGCUACUGCUGCUACUGCUGCUGCUUCCGGCGCGGCUGCAGCUACGGGUGGUGCUGCGAACGGCGGUGUUGACAGUGCGGACGGCGCGGCCGACGUGGACUUGGUUGAGGUGUCGCUGGUGCCGUCGCGGUGCCGGCGGCGGCUGGGCGACACCGUGCUGCGGGACCGGCUGCUGUGCGCUGCGGUGGGCGCGGCGGCCGCGUACGCCUCUGCGGCAUCGCGCUCUGAGAGCGCCUCUGAGGGACAAGCGGUGUACGGCGCAGGCGGGCCGGAGGAGCGCCCCAGCGGCUGCUGCGGGCAGCUGCAGGGUGCUGCGCUGGUGUCGCUGAGCAGCGGCCGCCUGGGCGCCGUGCGGCCAGCGGAGCCGUGGGUCGCGGCGGCGGUGCAUGCGGGGCUGCGGCCGGGUGCCGUGGGGGCGGGUGCAGAGGAAGCCGGGUGCGGGGGAGAGGGCGCGGCGGGAAUGGCAGGAGGCCGGGCCGUGGCCGUGGCCGCGCUGAGCGUGGCGGACUGGCAGGCGGCACGGGCUGGGGGUGUGUCCGACACGGGGCUUGCAGGAGCUGGGUGUGAGUGGCGCCAUGGCCUUGCGCCGCUGCUGGCGGCCGUGAUACGCGAUGUCGCGGCUAGUCGCUAAUUUGCUAAAGAAGUGUAGUCUUGGUGACGAUGACGUUUGGGGGGAACUGGCGAACUGCCGUUCAGGGCGUCAGGUGAGGUCAGGUGUUGGGGGCCAGUCAUAAGGUGAUGCAGACAAACCG
Chlamydomonas reinhardtii is the source of this 4446-nucleotide messenger RNA. RefSeq lists its product as uncharacterized. NCBI's taxonomy places the organism in Eukaryota, Viridiplantae, Chlorophyta, Chlorophyceae, Chlamydomonadales, Chlamydomonadaceae. The record is from RefSeq and is a predicted model, not a curated record. Bases 156 to 4325 code for a protein of 1389 amino acids. The transcript is spliced from 6 exons. Gene Ontology annotation, biological process: regulation of mitochondrial mRNA stability; chloroplast rRNA processing; mitochondrial RNA processing. Gene Ontology annotation, molecular function: RNA binding. Gene Ontology annotation, cellular component: ribonucleoprotein granule; mitochondrial matrix.